Messenger RNA from Ornithorhynchus anatinus (platypus), 3193 nucleotides. It is a transcript of the gene FYTTD1, whose product is annotated as forty-two-three domain containing 1. The record is from RefSeq and is a predicted model, not a curated record. Gene Ontology annotation, biological process: mRNA export from nucleus. Bases 54 to 983 code for a protein of 309 amino acids. Gene Ontology annotation, molecular function: mRNA binding. The transcript has 9 exons. Lineage: Eukaryota; Metazoa; Chordata; Mammalia; Monotremata; Ornithorhynchidae.
CCGUCGGGCCGGAGGAGGCGGCGGGCGAGGGAGGCGGCCUUCUCCCCGCCGCCAUGGACGGCUGCGGCUUCGGCAUGGCGGGCACGGCGGCCUCGCUGAGGAAACCGCCCCGCCAGGAGGACCUCGAUAAGAUUGAUAUGUCGCUGGAUGAUAUCAUUAAAUUGAAUAAGAAGGAAGGAAGAAAACAGAAUUACCCCCAAUUAAAAAGAAAGUUUCUGCAGAAUGGUGCGCGCCAACUCAAAAUGAGAGGAACCAGAUGGGGAAUCCAACAGCAGACUGGUUUCGUUCAGAACAGUCGAAUGAUGCCAGGGAAAAGGCGUCCCUAUGGCGUUAUCACCGGGUUGGCAGCUAAGAAAGCGUCUGGGGUUCGCAAAGGAAUCAGUCCUUUGAAUCGACCACCGUUAAGUGAGAAGAACACUCAAAAACAGUUUCCAGUGCUAAAAAGGAAGACAAAUCUUCAGAGGCAAAAUGAAGUACAAAGCCAUCCAGUUUCCAUCCUCAGGACACGUAAUCAGUUAAACAGAAGAAAUAGUGUUACAGGCAGCUUUACCAGAAGUGGAUAUAAAUUAAGUCAGCAAAAGGAUAUACGUCAAGCAACUUUUCUCUUCAGAAGGGGCCUGAAGGUGCAGGCCCAGGUGCAUCCAGAACAACUUGCAGAUAGGCCAGCGGCAAAGAGAACUCGUCAGUGGCGGACUUCCACCACGAAUGGAGGAAUUUUGACUGUAUCUAUUGACAACCCUGGAGCCGUUCAGCCCCCAGUAACUCAGAGACCACGAUUAACUCGAACUCCCAUGCCCCCAUUCCUGAUGAAGAGGAAUCAGCCUGAAGAGAAGAAAAUUCCCAAAGGAGUUCCCUUACAAUUUGACAUUAACAGUGUCGGAAAACAAACAGGCAUAACUCUGAAUGAGCGUUUUGGGAUCCUGAAAGAACAAAGAGCCGCUGUCACCCAGAACAAAGGAAGCCGUUUUGUAACCGUGGGAUAGAUUCGGUGUCAGAGGGACUUUUGCACAACUACUCUACCUAUUGGAGAAGUCAAGGUGACAGAAGAAAGAAUCUCACAGAAAUUUUAUAGAGUUUAAAUAACUCUUAUUGCUUUUACUUCCAAAUAAUUGAAAAAAAAAACCAGUACAAUGUGAUGCCCUGGGAAAAUGACAGGAAAAUACUGAUAUGUUCUUAAAGAUCUCAUUUUGGGUCCUAAUGGAGAGAUUCUGUAUUGGCCCACUUGACUGACAAAGACAGCAUCCUUCUUUGGUUCCUUAUACUACAGAAGUGCAGCAGGCAGAUGGAAGAUAAUUAUUUUGAUGAUAAUGGUAUUUGGUAUUUCUUCUCUCUACACAUAUUGAUCGUGAAGACUGAGCUCUUUCAAACCUCUAUUUUCAGGGGUGUAAGAAAAUCUCUUCCCCGUUCUCUUUUGGCCACAACAUUUGACUUGGAACGAACACUUGCAUACUGUAAAGAGGUUGCCCAUUUGGAAAUGGAGGUAUAAAAAACCCCAACCCAUUAGAAGUUUGGAAUUUUAAUGGGCUCUUAUUUCCAUGUACCUGAAAAACCACCUCAUGAUUUUUCCCCCCCCUUCAACUGGAGAUUUUCAGCCCUAACCCACAGAAGAUGAAAGAGAUUUAAAGACUUAAACUCCCUAUUCCCACAAUAGCUACUUGUUACAGGAAAGCUGUAAAUUCCAGACGUAUAGUGCUGGCCUUACCAAUAAAUUAGCUCCGUCGAUUACCCUCCAUUUAAAAUGUGUCCGUUCAAACUGUAAAUGCAUGUUUACCCUGAAACUGGUGGGGGUCGGGGGCACGACGGGAUUUGAAGGAGACUUUCCACUGGAUGACUCUCACGUCUAGUGUGUUUUAUGGGAUAAAAGGGACCGAGAGGAAAAAGUAAUAGAGGGACUGGCUGGCAGGAUAAAGAGAGGGAAAAUGGACCUGGAAACUCUUUCCUCUGUCUUCACUCCUACCCUCAGCCACAGUCUGAUUUUAAUAUUUCAUAGACUGGCGGGACCCAAAGAGAACACCAUCAAAUAUUUAUUUUACGUAAGCUUGUGCCUAGCACCCACAGACGUAUAUAUAAGUGGUUUUUAAAAAUGUCAGCAUAAGCAUGGACGUUGGCUAUCUUAGCUGCAGCGUGAACAGCUGUAAAGGUCUGAACCCUCCUUUAAAGUGGGAUAUUUCAAAAGCAUUAAAACCCAAUGGGCGGGGGGAUGGGGAAUACCAAGUUCUUUUAAAAAAAUGCUGUUUUGUAAUCUUAAAGCUGUCACAGAGGAAAUGUGCUGAUGGGGGUGUAGUGUAACUUUGUUUUACAUAUUAAAUACUGAUAAUCGUAGUAGGGAUAUACAGGCACAUACAGAAAGAGAUGGCUUUCUCUUGGCUUUUUCCUUUUUGGUUUGGUACACAAGGUGGUGCUGACUGAAAGUCCCGUAAAAUGGUAUGAUGUCAACAUGCGACAAGCAGCAACAGAUUUUCAGUUUUUUCACCGGAUUUUCCCAGUUCUCUGUUGAAAUGUAAUCAUCAGUAUAAGUGAGAGAAAUGGUGGCAACAGAUCAUAUUUUGGAUGUCUGUGAUUUUUCUGUAAAAGCAGUGAAUAUUUCUUCCAUCCAUCUUGUUCAUUGGAUGCGGUUUUCCUUUAAAGUUCACCUUCAGGGUUCUUCCUGGUCUUUGGCGGUGGCCACAGAAAGAUGUGACAUCUCUUUGCGUUUACCAAAGAUAAAAAUGGGCCCUACAUUGAUAUCCAGUAGUAUCAGUGAAUUGCAAUUUUUAAGGAAGCAGCUAUGGAUUUUGGAAGUAGGAUGAAAUCUCUUAGGCAUUUAUGUCUCUGGAGCCCUAGGGAUCCAUUUCAGAGCAUUUUUGCAGGCCCAAAUGCUUAUUUUUGAUCUGGGGAUUGAGCAUUCCAUAAUAAAUUAUUUCACAUCAAUAGGGUGUUUGAGGAUGACUGUUACUACUAAAAAAAAAAAUUGCCAAUUUACUGUAUCCAUAACAGCCUGUGGUAUAAAAGUAUAAAGAAAAACAAGGUAUUUUAUUUUCCUUUUGUGUUUUUUAAUGUGAUUUUUAUAAAACUGUUUCACAUGACAUUUUACUCAGAUCACAUAUAAAUUGUAUAAAUUAUGUACAUUUGGCAGCAGAAUGGCUUUGGUUCAUUAAGAAGUUGCUAUCAAUACAUCCGUUUUGAUAAUCAAUAUUAAAAGUUUCUUUUUAAA